ACCCGUGUUUACGCAAUUCUUGAUUCUACAGACGCUAUUGCGUAAGAGUUUGUUGUCUUGGUUUAAAUGUGUGUCCAAUGGUCAUUACACAGAGCAGUGGGGGAAAAUGGGGUGGCCGGUGAUGUAACCCUUGGCUUACCCCUCAAGGCAACGCCUUCCAGACCAGUUGUCGAAACAUACAUUGAGCGAUGGUGUUGGGUCUUAUAGUGAAUGCCUUACGUGUGGUGACGGCAUAUAAAGGCAUUGUUCCCCAUUUUUCUGUUGACGUAAUUACCAGGUUAAUUCAACUCGGACACAACCGUCAAAAGAAAGUUAUUCAACUCCCACUGGAGCGUAACGCCAAGCAGUCAGUGGAUGAUCUGAUAGCUGUCUCGCCCGAACGAUUUGUAAUCUCCUUGCUGCAGUCGAUUCUAUCAGCCGCGUCUACCCGUGUGUUGGGCCUGCGUGUCUGAAAACAGGCUCUGUCUUUCUCAGUAGUUACAGAUGGUAAAACCUGCGAGCUUAAGAACCCAGAUGGAUCUUUAGCAACGGGAGAAAUACACUUUAGCGAGGCCCCAGUGUAGAGACUAAGGAUACCUAACUCAAACUGAGAUCCAGUGGAUAUUAUAUACGUGUGACACUAAAAGAUUGUCUGCCCUGCCGCCUGAUGUUUUGCUCCUGAUAAUGGACGUCCUCAACCGUCUCUUCAUUGUGCUCUGUAUCCCACUGGUCUGCUGCCAAAACCUUUAUGAUUGCCCGCUUGGGUGGGAGCAGUUUGAACAGAGAUGCUAUCACUUUGUGUUUUAUCCAACUCGAGUUCACGCAGAGGCCAGCCUGGCUUGCGAGGUUGACGGGGCGUCCUUAUUGAGCGUUAAUUCCAAACAGGAACACGAGUUUGUGUCGACGUGGUUGACGCGCUACGACACCAACAGGAAGAACAAGUGGUGGACGAGUGGAAUAGGGGCCAACGAUGACCUACACUGGGAGGGGGAUGGGACGUCCAUGCUGCAGGCGGAAGAAUACUGGAUUCAGCCCGAGGACAGGGACCUUGCCACGAAAUACGUUGUCUACAAAUACUCAACCACAGAGACGAGGUUCGCGUGGGGUCGUGAGUCGGCGGAUGUAAGCCUUCCCUUCAUCUGUGAGAUCAGCCUGAACGAGGCGUACAGGAUUAUCCAGGCUGAGAGAGACCACAGCUAUGGGGCAUCUGUCACCGAUCCCAACGAGGUUGUGAAGGGGCCGAAGUUCUCGAUCACCCCUCGUGACCUGGUUGUUGUGGGCAAGACUGUGAAUGCGUUUAUCGAGUGUACGGCCACGGGACAUCCCCAGCCUGUCUACCGAUGGAUGAAAGAUACUCAAGGUGACUGGUAUCAGGUGACGUCACAGACAAGUUCCCGCUACACUCUGACCAAUGGGAAGCUGUCCUUCGUCAACCCAGAUGCUACCGAAGACGUCGGGGACUUCCAAUGUGCUGCUGAGAACGAAAAGGGGAUCAUACUAGGCGACCCCAUCCAAGUGUCCUUUGGUUACCUGUACGAGUUUUCUAACGACCCCCCUGGAGCGGUACGAGCGCCUUUAUACCAGGGCACAGUGGUCAGCUGUAAUCCCCCGAACUUCAAUCCAGUUCUCCGCUACCAGUGGUUCAAGAACAGCGCGGCACACUUUGUACGGCCCAGCCUCAAUCAAUACAUGUUCAUCUCCAACAACGGGAAAUUGUAUUUCUCGGAGACUCAGCAAUCUGACGCCGGGGCCUAUCACUGUGUGGUCACUCUCACCGCCCCACUCGGACAGACGGUCGCCACCUCCCAGCCCCCUAGCCGGACCAGCCUCGGCAUUCAACUCAUUAUCACAGGAGAGACUGCUAACGACUUCGGCCCCAUCGUCCACAACGACUUCCCCGCCGUGUUCCCCAGCCCACCCCUCCGUGGUGAAGACAUCCGGUUAGAGUGUCUGGCAUACGGACGUCUCCCACUGUACUACUCGUGGACACGAGACGAUGCUCCUAUGGCAGGAAAUGUGCGGUACAGUGACCUCAACCGCGUCUUGGUUAUCCCUAACGCCGCCGUGGAGGACAGCGGCAACUACACCUGCCACGUAAAGAGAGGAUCUUCUGCCUCCGAUUCCAAGAGCUUAUACGUCAACAUAGAAGCAAAGCCAUACUUCAUCUUCCCAUUGAAAGACCAACACGUGGAUAUUGGCAGUCAACUCACAUGGAGGUGUGAGGUUGUAGGUCGGCCCCGUGCUCGGUAUUCGUGGUAUAAGAACGGUCAACGUCUACAGUCUGUACCAGGGGACGUGGAAGUCUCUGAGAACGUGCUGGUGAUCAAGUCUGCUCAACCCUCCAAACAUAAUGGAAUGUACCAGUGUGCGGCGGACAACCUGCAUGGUUCUACUUACAGUAGCGCUGAAUUGCGAGUGCUGGAGUUUGCGCCGUCGUUUGCCAAGCGCCCAGUCGAUCCAUCCCAGCUCGCCACCAUAGGAGGAAAUGCAACGAUCAUCUGCCAACCGGAAGCUGCGCCCAAGCCGGAAAUAACAUGGAAGAAAGAUGGCCGAAGUUUAGGGUUAUCUACCGGAGUGACGGGGCAUUUCCAGUUGUUGGCGAAUGGUAACUUGUUGAUUAAUGACGUCACAAGCCAAGAUGCCGGAAGAUACGAAUGCACAGCUACCAACGGCGCCGGAACUGCUUCUAGUGGCGGUAAACUAGAAGUCGUAGGCCGGACGACCUUGACAAGCAAGCCAAGCGACACUCGGGUCGUUCAGAAUAACACAGCUUUUCUUUUCUGCGAAGCGUCCUUUGACCGUCGCUCACACGACCUCGUAUACAUCUGGUACUUCAACGACGUCAUGAUCGACACCGACAAAGAUCCCCAUUUUGCUAAGGGCAUGCGUGAGAUGGUACCUGGACUCUAUAUCAAGAACGCUGAGUACAAACAUGCCGGGGAGUACACGUGUACAGCGCAAACUGUACAGGACAAGGCAGCUAUGUCCGCGGACAUUACUGUUCUAGGGCCGCCGGGAGAACCAGCGGGGGUAUUUGCAGAAGUAACCGGUAGGUCAGCAUCCCUCACCUGGACGAUCGGUGCAACCCACGGAAUGCCUUUGACGUCAUUUACUGUCCAGUUUCGUACAGAUUACCGGCCGGAAUGGAGGGUCAUUCUAGAUGGUAUUCCCAACGUGGAAGCAGUAGACACCAAAUUUCCAGACAGGCGCUAUGCACAACUAUCAAACCUCAGUCCCGGGUCGUCAUACAACUUCCGGGUCGUGGCCAGCAAUAUUUAUGGAAGUGGGACUCCUAGUGUGCAUUCACGUAACGACGUACAAGAUUCCAAACGCAGCUCCAUCAUAGCCCCAAAAGACGUCGGAGGCGGAGGAGGCACGGUUGGGGCACUAAAGGUCACGUGGGAGCCCCUGCAUUCGGAAGAUCACAAUGGAGAAAACCUUGGUUACAGGAUUUACUACCGGAAACAGACGAACACCGCAGGACUUUGGCAGAAGGGCACGGUAGAAGGUCAGGUGGGCGAGUGGGUGACGACAGUCGGUUCAGAAAACUACUACUUGGAGUAUGAGGUAAUGGUGGCCGCCUUCAACAGUCUCGGCCAGGGCCCCAACUCCACCAUCAGCAUCGUCUUGUCGGCAGAGGACAUGCCUACAGCGACACCUUCCAAUCUCAACGGCGACUCCUACAACGGAACAGCCAUCAUGGUGACAUGGGACCCUGUGCCCGACACGCGGCUUGCAAUGAAGGGAAGGGUGCAGGGAUACCAGAUCAACUACUACAUGGAGGGCGAGGAGGACCCAAUUCUCCACUCCAUCUCCCACUACGGCCAGCUUGACGGAGGGUUAGUCAUCGGUCUGCAGCCAGACGGGGACUACUGGUUCAACGUCCAGGUAUUCAAUACCGCUGGACUUGGACCUCGAGGAGAGGAGUACCGCAUCAGUACCUUCACUUCAGCGCCGUUUCUAUACCCGAGAUACGUUGAGAUCCGCUCCCACACCUUCGACAGCGUGUACGUCGCCUGGCAGGGCGUCAGCACAGGACUCGCCGAGGAGACUCUGCUAGGAUAUAAGAUGCGAUAUUGGGAGUCUUCGGAGAACAUCCUUACGGCCAAGGACGCUACAACGCUCGGGAAGGAGACCCACGGUAUCAUUAGAGGUAUCAAGAAGGGCAUAAUCUACCGACUGCGGGUCUUAGCAUACAACUGGGGAGGAGAUGGCAAGAAGAGUCCACCAGUUUUCUUCACCUUAGAGGGCCAGGUGAGGUACGACCCCACGACGAGUAUCAUUAUGGCCUCUGGCAGUCACGUGUUACCAUCCAUUGCAUGUCUUGUGGUCUCCGCUGUGUUCUUAAUCAGUUGGAAUUAGUCACCUUCAUCAUUGGGAUAUAGACACCUUCAUCAUUGGGAUACACACACCUUCAUCAGUUGGAAUUUACACACCUCGGUCAAACGACCCAUGAUGAAAACAACGGCAGAACAAGGACACCUACUGACAAGAGUAUACGUGUCAGUAGAAUGUGCCAGAGUAAGGGUGUUUACAAAGAUGCAUCUGAAGCAGUGGUGUCUUGUCUGUGCUGCAAUAAAAGAUUGUGGCAUUGCAAAAGGACCGUUAGAACAUUACACAGUGUCUAACAAUAUGCCUAUCACCAGAGGGCGCCAAGCAAUGCUACAGCGUUCAUCUCCGCGCCGGAAGUGUAAAAAGAAGUACAGUGUGGACACUGUGUAUUCCGGCAGUGCUACCAACGGGGCGCUGGGAAAAGCGGACAGUGACCCUUCUGACUGCAUAAACAGCGCAGGGUUAAUGUGUUCGUUGAUGUCGCCGCUUCCAGCUUAUCCUGCGUCAGUGUAAUUCACCACCAACAUUUGCUAAAGACCGAUAUAGUUAUCUUUAGUCAAAGGCGUAGUCCUCAGCAAAUGUAGUAUAUUGAUGAGCUUUGCGCUCCCAAUACACGUGUUCCAGCGGACAAUGUGUAACAUUACCCUACUAACCAUCAUCGAUAACGUGCUGUAUCAAUAUAAAUAAGUCAUAUGGUCCAGCUUACAGAGGUACUAAUACAUUUUGUAUUCAGGCGAUGGAAUAUAUUUUCUUACAGUGUAUAUUUUCAUAGUUGUAUGUUAUGAAUGUUAUUUUAAUUUAGAUUGCUGUUUCAAUAGCAGGUGUUUUGUCAUAAUAGCCUAGUUUUGCUUUUACUUACAACUUUUAUUUUUAUUGCCCUUAUGUAUAUUUUGCAAAGUAGUCCCAUGGGUGUAAUGAUAAUGACUGUAGUGAAUUGAGGCAUCUCAAUGGGGCAAAAGUGAUGUGGGUGGCAAUUAUCUGCCAGUGAUGUUGUAUGGCACAGUUUCUUGAUUGGAUCCCUCAGGAUCCUGCAGUUCUGGAUGGGCGGAGUGAAGCCUUUUAUAAAUAAAACAAUUUAGAAUCA
Molecule: messenger RNA, 5395 nt
Organism: Haliotis rubra (blacklip abalone)
Lineage: Eukaryota; Metazoa; Mollusca; Gastropoda; Lepetellida; Haliotidae
Product: contactin-like
Biological process (GO): cell-cell adhesion
Molecular function (GO): protein binding
Source: RefSeq, a predicted model, not a curated record